Molecule: messenger RNA, 9231 nt
Organism: Phalacrocorax carbo (great cormorant)
Lineage: Eukaryota; Metazoa; Chordata; Aves; Suliformes; Phalacrocoracidae
Source: RefSeq, a predicted model, not a curated record
GCCGGCUUGACAGGGGCUACCGACAGCGGCGGAGCCCGGGCAAGCGUCAGGUUGGGCUGGCGGGACCUGCCGCCCUUCGAGAGCUGGCGCACAAUGGCGGACAAUAAAGCAAAGUCGACCAAACCUGUGAAUAAGACUCCUCCAAAGUCUCCUUCAGAUCCAGCAAAGGACCGAGCAGCCAAACGAUUAUCCUAUGAUUCAAACAGCUCCCAUGAAGGAGCUAUGGCAGGAGAAGUAAGUGCUCUGGAAGAGGCCUUUAGAAAAUUUGCCAUCCAUGGUGAUACAAGAGCCACAGGAAAAGAAAUGCAUGGGAAGAACUGGUCAAAGCUAUGUAAGGACUGUCAUGUGAUAGAUGGGAAGAAUGUGACAAUCACAGAUGUUGACAUUGUCUUCAGUAAAAUCAAGGGGAAGUCUUCCAGAACUAUCACUUUUGAGCAGUUUAAAGAAGCUCUUCAGGAACUCUCCAAGAAGCGAUUUAAAGACAAGAGUGAUGAGGAAGCCGUUCAAGAAAUAUUUAAACUAAUUGAAGGAAAAGCCCCAAUUAUAUCUGGAGUAACGAAAGCCAUUUCAUCUCCAACUGUAUCACGCCUUACAGAUACAUCAAAAUUCACAGGUUCUCACAAAGAGAGGUUUGAUCCCAGCGGGAAAGGAAAAGGCAAAGCUGGCCGAGAAGAUCUGGUGGAUGCUUCAGGAUAUGUAUCUGGCUAUAAGCAUGCAGGCACAUAUGAUCAUAAAGUACAAGGAAGCAAGUAAGGCUGAGGGUUUACAAUACAGAGGGAGAAAGAGAGGGGGAAAGAGAAUAUAUUUGUAAGAAUGAUGUAGAUGAAUCCCACAUGUUUUGGUUAUUGUGAAUGCUAAGACUAUGUUGUCAAGAAGUUGUUUUCAGGAACUGGAACUGAUUUCAACAUCUGCUGAGCUACUUGCAGCACAACGCCACUUCAUUACAUUCCUCAUGCGUAUAUUGGCAAAAAUAAUUAUAUUGGUACAAAAAAUACAUUGUUUUGUUGAGCUUUAGACAAAAAAAAAAAGUCAAGAGCAGUUAAACCACGCUUUGUCAAUUCAAGCAAAAGAUCUCAAACAUUCCUAAAUGUCUGGUUGCCCUGAGGAUGUCGAAAAGAACCUCUUGAAAAGAGGGUCUUUCAUAGCAGUCUUUCUGAAGAAUAUCCCAUUAUUUAUGCAGUUUGAUUUGACUACUGUUUUGGGGCUUUAUUAAAAUGUCUUACAUGGGAUCUGGUACUUCCCUUAAAACAUUCAACAAUAUACUAUUGGGGAGUAAGUGGUUGUUAAUAUACGAGGUGCUAGCCUGUAAGAGUCAUACACCACUCAAGAAAAACUAAAAAAAAGCUAUUUCUAGGACAAUAUAGGUUCUAAAGUGUUUUGUGUCAACAGAAAGAUGUGGAAAAUACCAGCCCUUACUUUCCUCCUGUCUAUACUUUGUGCUUGUUACUGUGUGUACUGUAGCAUGGUUCUGACUGGCUGGAUUGGGAUGGAGCUAGUGUACUAACCUGAGAAGUGAGGAACAAGACAUUACAAAGAAAGUCUAUUAAACAUUUUUUGCAGUCUGUUUGCAAGUUUGCACUGCCUCACAUUUGAAAUGAAGGGGUUAUUAAGCUAAUAAUGCUUUAAAAUAUUAGGUAUGACUAAACACUGCCAAUCAGAUUGCUAUUAAGUGAAUGCUAUGCACAUACAUUGGCACACACUCCCUUUCAUCUAUAAUAUGUGUAAGGAAAGUUUGUGCCCCUUGAAGUAAGGACAUAUACAAUUAAUAUCCAUGUAAUUAGGUGCAGUUUGCCCACAAAAAUAUACUGUUAUAACUGGGCUGCAUUUUAUGUUAAAUUUGUUUGAAGCCAAGGGAUUUGAUUCUCUGUUCAUUUUUGCUGCCUAACUUGGGAGUAAUAGUAUUGAUGGGAAUGGCUUUCCACUGCUGUAGGAGAAUCAGUUCCACAGGCUUAAGGUACAGGCAGCUGAGUGUGACCUGCCUGGGGCCCAGAAUGCCAAAACAGCUUAACAGGAAUAAAAAUAACCCUUUUUUUUCAUAUUGGUUAAAAAGGAGAGAAAAGGCUGGUUCGAUUUUCUGCAAGAGCUGAACAAGCACCCUAAUGUAUUACUCUGCUUCUCUAAAAUUAUGAAAGAUUUUCAGUAUUCAGAAAGAACUGCUUGCAGUUCUGCUUCACUUUCUUUCAAAAAGAGCUCAUGCACUGAUUUUCAUGUUUGACUCUGAAUAAAGGUUAAUAAAUUUGUUGGUCUCCCCCCACCUAUAUCAGCAUCCCACUCAGAAUACAUAAAAUUUAGUAAGCACUGAGCGCUCUCAUGUGCCAUGCAGAUCAAUAGUCCAUAUUUGGCCAAUGUCUGGAAACAGCACUGGCUUUCAGCCCUUAAACUGUUCAUGUUUUGUUUUUCUGAUAUCAAAUGGUAGCCUUUCUUGUAUCUUUGCCUCCAAUGACUGCGAGCCCAUACGUCAGCCUGCAACCAAAACAACAAUAGCAAACAAAGGCAAGGACUUCCUUGUGGACUUGGAGAUUUUUGUUUGUUUGUUUAUAAUUUAUUUUGGGUUUUGUUCUGAAGAGGGAGGGAAGUUUGCUAAAACUCAGCAGAUGAUCUUGUAAAGAUUUAAAUGGCUUUUCCCAUGGUUGGCUUUGGUUACCUGGGAAGAUUUUUUAUGUAUAUAAGGAUACUCAGGAUGAGCUUUGUGAAGCCUUUCCAAGAAUUUCCCAUUUUUCUUGAAGAAGAAUUUCCAUGAAAUGAAGGAUUAUCCACUCCUGUGUUGCACUGGUGACCUGUCACACUCUGAGGCAGAACAUAGCAUACUGUGAUACCAACAAUGGCUAAAUUAUUCCAGCAUGGUAGCGAACUGUCUGAAUGUAGGGAACCUUCUUCUAUGUCACUGAUGCCUGUGCACCUGAAGAAGGCUCCAGAAUAGUCUUGAUUUUUAUGAAUAAAAAGGCUAAGCCUCUAACCUUUGAUAAAUCCUUCAGCUAAGUUACAGGCAAAACCAGUGUCCCUGUUCUUCCCAUUGACAUUAAGACUUGACUCAUAACUCAUUGGUAGCUGAAAAGAUCUGGACCCAGCCCAAAUGAGGGGUGAAGUCCAGUCUACUGCAGAGCCCUUUCAGCACCCUGUUGGUCUGGCUGCUUGUUGCUAGCCAGCUGCCUUGACUGACACAUCAGGUGAUAACCUAACCUGAGAUGCACAAGUGACAGGCUUUCUCAAGUACCCAAAUACUGAGUGUCACUAAUACCAGACUGUUGCUACACAGGAGGAGUGAUUAGUUAGGAAGGUUUUAAGGUAUAAUUAGGUUUUAAGUUGCUAGUUCACCAUGUGAGAGACCAGCACACUUGUGAGAUAGAAGGCAUGCAAAGGAAUUGAGAAUGCAGCCAGAUCCAAGCUGACACUGACUAGAAAUUGAGCUAUUCUGUUUGCUUAGAAGAGACUGAUGGAACUAGCUGGGGUUCUGCCAGAGUUUACUUUGCAUUACUUGUAUAGUAUAAAAACCCUGCCAUGAACCAAAGCACUUUGUAUGGACCUGAUGCAAAGUUCUUUGAAAUACUUUCAGUGGCAUAGCAAGCUUUGGAUCAGGACUUGAGAAGACACUUCAGAUAGCAGUAUUUUAUUUUGAGGAACAUACUUCUUUGUUUCUUCUUUGUUUCACAGUUGGAUAGUGUUAACACUCAGUCAAAUAGGUGCGUGAAAAAAAAGUUAUUCUGAUGUGACAGUAACAAAGGGAAGUUGUGGCUGGAAAGAUAGUACUUUGGAAAGAUUUUUCCCUUCUACUACACUUGAUGUGGAAGGUAAGGCCUAUGAAUAAAAGCAGUGUAUGCAGCUGUGUAUUAGGGGUUCAGCUACCUACUUAAGCUCUUAACUUUUCUGCUAAUAUGUGUAGGAAAUUAAAAUCCUAAAUACUAGCUUGAAUGUUAGUUGUAAGUUCCAGGCCUGCUUGGGAAUGAGGCAAAGUACGUUUUGUUGUCCAUCUGCCAUUCCCUCAAUUCUCAGGACAGCAAAUAUGGCUGGUACCCCAGAGAUGAGGGGAAGGGAUAGCUCAGGAGGUGACCCAUUUUCAACCCUUGAAGUGUUGUAGAGCACAUGCUCUUACUGUGCACCAUACUCCAGGCUGUAACUAAAUGUUGUGUCUGAAGUAAGGACAUGAGUACCUAUAUGGUUUACAAUCAUCUCCUUUUUUGGGGCUUCUCAACUCAUUCCAUCUAACUUUCCAGUCUGAUUUUCAGCAUGUUAUACUAUGCAGCACUCUCCUAUGCGACGUCACCUAUAAAACCCUGUCAUUCCUAAUUAUGUUUGCUUUCAUUACCGCUGAACAUGCUACCAAAAGGUAGCUUUUAGAAAUAGCUGCCUUAAAGAACAAACUCAUUUAAAAUUGAACCCUGAAAUACUAUGGCAGUACACAAUCUUACCUGUAUCUCCACUGAGGCUUAAUCUGACCAUUAAAGCCACUGCAAAAUUGAGGACAAGAAAUAAAAAUCCCUACUGGGGCAAAAUUAUAGUCGUUAGAAAUAGUUUUCUAAAUAUAACCUAGUUUUUAAAUAAAAUAUGCAGAAGUCAAAUGGGUUUUCUUAUUAGUGCUUGCUUACCAAUUCCCUCUAGUCACUCCAUGUGCUAUAGUUACUUGUUGAGAGUUUUGCAACAACCUUAUCAGUAUGAAAAUACCAGAAACAAAAAUCAUUGUUCUGCUUUUUGUGGCUAUUAAAGCUAUGAAAAUAGUGUUACUGAGAGGCAGACAUUAAAAGACAUAACAUUGUUUCAACAGUCCUGUGUGAACAGGUGUCAUUAACUGUAAUCAAAUAUUUAGAAUCCCGAAGGAAAUGUUGAACGUUGGACAAUGGCCAAGACCUAGCCACUUUUUUUUUUUUUUUUUUUAACCCUACAAUAUUUCUUAUUUCUUUUUCACUUUAGGGAAAGGAAAGGGAGAUUAUAAAACUACUCAUGUCACAGCUUGUGUUCUUCAUCAGUAUAGAGAUUGUCCUUCAAAGAUAUUUUGGAUUGAAGUAUGAUAUUUUCCAUGUAUUUUACUGACAUUACCUAAAUGAAAAAUUCUUCUGACAACUUUUUGGCAUUAUAGAAAGCUUUGUUCAUGAAUUAGCAUUUCAGUCACCCAUAUUUUCCCGCUAUUGGUUCAAUUAAUAUUUUUUAUGGUAGCUGGAAUUAAUCAGAACUAAAAGGCAAAUGACUGCUAUGAGUUUGGUUUGCAAGUGUUAGAUAUCCCAGCCAUCUGUAACCAUCUGUAGAGAAAAUCCUCAUAUAUCUUUCUCCAAAAUCAAAACUUUAAAGUUGUAAUUGAUAAUUCUUUACUUAAGGCUUGUCAUAGUUAUAAAAUAAAUUUUAAUUCUUUGUGCUUGUGUGUGUGAUUCUCAAAACAUAACCCUGCCUUUCAAUGAUGCAUGUAUUCUGGGGGCAUGUGCCUGUCAUCCAUGAAUGAGAAUUCUCUGUUUGCACUGGCCAAGAAACAAACCUUUUACCUUCAUGAUAGAGCAAAUGUAAUGUGUUGCACUGGUAUGUGUCCUCUUAACUGACUGUUAGCCUUGCAUGUAUGCCAAAAUAACUACACCUUUGUGUACAUUGUUUGUAGUGUAAAUAUUGUCUUCUUGGGUCAUCAAUUAGUUGGUAAUAAGUGAUGUAAUACACAAGACUUGUACAGGUUUGUGUGUGCUUACACAUACUUCUUGAAUCCAGCUAAGUAAUUAAACCAUAUAGAUGUUGAUCCAAACCUUAAACCUCAUUAGGGCCAAACUCUAGUCCUGCAGCCAACGCUGUUCAGCUUGGCCAGUUGGUGACACUGCCAUUCUCCCUCCACAGCAUGAAGGUAAAGAUCUAAGGAGGCUUUUAUGUUUUUACACAUUUAUCUUGUUCCUAUUUCUGGGUGAAAUCACUCUUCAGUAAUUCUAACGUAGACUUGGUGUGACAAGAAAUGUUUCUCCAUAGUGAGGAAGUAGGAAAGCCAGGGCAAAAGCAAGAUCUCCUCUGAGUGCCCUCAGAGACCAUUUCAAAUUAUGCCCUGCAUAGGCCCUAUAUUUUCCUUUGCCCCAACUUUGUGAAGCAAGUUGACACUCACUAUGUAUACACGCAGUUGUUCAUCAUCAGUAAGUACAAAGUCAUGGUAUGUUGAGGUGGGAACAGGACUGUAGUUCAAUGCCUAUGGACCUGAGUCUUGUGUAGACCUUUAUAAAAUCAAAUACCUGAAGCAUAAUGACAGAUCUCAAGCUUGUGUGAAAUUCUCACAGCCUGGAGUGCCUCAACUUGAUGCAUGUGUACCUCCUGUAUUUGGAGUGUUUGCCCAUAAAAUAGCAUUUAGACAGUGAGUUACUCAUUUUGUGCAUCCAAGUGCCCAUUUGGCUUACCUAAUAUAAGCUGGAAAUGAUGGACCGGGAUGUUCUUUUUAAGUCUUCAGAAUCCUAAAACCAGUGAGAAACCUUUAGUUGCAUUCAUGCUUGCUCAUUAAACUCAAAAACAAUGCUUUGAAAGAGGUCCCAGCUAAGAAUGGUGCUUCAGGAAGCUAAAGAAUAUUGCAGAUAGAAGCUCCACAUCUUAAUUGUCCAAAUAAUUUGCUUUUGCAGGGAGAAAUAACGGUAAUAUAUUUGGUAUUUUUUCAUAUUUUUCAGUUUAUUACCUUGGCUAUAUUGCUUCAAAAUCCAUAUGGUGAAGGUGGAUUUCAAAACAAGUUAUAACUCUUUACUUGGUUGUCAGAAAAUGUUUGAAUUGGCUUGUUUCAUUCAAACCGAUUGAUCAUCCACUUUAAGUAGAGUUUGGCAAGGGCAAGCCUGAUAAAAAAUAAAGGGGCAAAGAACCCAGCCUAUGUGCUGGGUAUUCUUGCAGUACUAGUAGUCUGAAAUGAGUUUUUAAAAAAUAAAUUCUCUUUUGUAAUCAUGCACACGUGCGUGCACACAUGCAGUACUUUGGGGCAUAUAUAUAUACAUGAGUAGCAAGACUAUAGAAAGGCUUUUUUUUUUUUUUUUUCAUUUCCUUACAUUUGGAAAUUGACAUUGAAAUGCCCAACUGAUGAACCUGAUUUGGAAAAAUGUUAAGCACCUACCAUAUUCCAUUGCAUGUAAACAUCCAAGGAAUUAAUGAAUUUUAUUAAAAAUUUAUUCAAGGUUUUUCUAUUACUUUGCACAUUUUUCAGAUCACAGAUCACAAACGUGAAUAAAGUUACAUUCAAGGUACAUUCAAGUUAAUUGAAAAUGUAGCCCUAAAAAUACACUCAUACUUCAUCUAUCUUUCAUUUUGAUCGGUAGCGAUAUUAUGGAUGAUCAAGAAAAUAAGAAAAAAGAUGGCAAUCUGUAUCCCCAUAGUGGUGAAUUAUUUUAAGCUCCAGUUUACAUCAGAUGAGUUUCUGUAUGCUUGCAUUUGCUCAAAUGUUAUUUUUAAACUAAGUAAUUAAAUAAUGUGAAAUAAUGCAGCCUGGCCUCUGUUAAAUAGGGUUAUAUUAAUGCAACUGAAAUGCUGUAUGUCUGUAAUAUUCAUGCUAAAUACAUACUAGCUCUUUACAAAGGCUUUGUGUAAGGUCAGUUAAUCUACAAACUCUGAUGUCCUGUAUAAAAUCGUGUUGGCAAACUACUUUUGUUAGCUCUGUAGUGUAUGAAAUGGCAAGGUCACAGACAAAAAACAAAUUAUAGAAUGCAACAAACGUGUGUUCGUGUUUAUCUUUGUGCUGGGUUUAGAAUAUAUCAGCUUUGGUAAACUAUUGCAGCAGGGAAAACGUUUUGUAUAAUGCUUAUAAUACAAAGUAAUUUGUCUUUACAUUCUGUAAAGCAGAGAAAUGGAUAAGUAUAUUGAAGUUUAUUCUUAGCAAGGUUUUAUGUUUCACAGAUUUAAAUAUUACAGGAGAAAUAUAUAUUUAUACAGAAGUAUAAUUUUUGAAUGUUGAGGUUGGUUUUCUUCAGUCAUGAACCAUUUAUUUAUCCACAUUAUGCUUUAUUCCUUUGCUAGCUUGUUUAUCUGUCCAUGCUGUUCCAACAUCCAUUUCUAAUUUGGUGUAGAUGUUUUGAUUCUUUAUUUGCACAAACCUGGAUAUGCAUGCUGUCAGGACCUGAUCAUAAAGUGUAGAGGCAAAACUGUUUUGUCUUUGAUUACCUAGAGCACUAAUAAAAAUUUAAUCAUUAGAUAGUUGUAAUAUGCAGAUGGGUCUUGGCAUAGUCUUCCUUGGAGCACUAUACAGCAUGAUAAAAACCUUCAGUGAAUCUUACUAUUUCUUGUUCUUAUUUUCAUUUGUCUUUCAUCUUGGUCCAGAAAACCAGGAAGCUGCUGUGUGCUGAUACUCGCCUGCAAUAUUUAUGAUUGCAGGCAUUGCAAACAUUAACAUUCAGCUGUACUAACCUACUGUGUUCACUGUGAAAUUUUCAACACGGUAAAAAUUAUACAUGAUCAUUUAACCUUACAAGUUUACUUUUUUCCUCACUAAUUUAACACUGAACCUUUUUAAAAAAAAUUGUUGCAAAUGAACAGCUUGAGCAUAGUAUUUUUUAAUCUUAACUAUAAGAGAUAAACCCAUCCUAAGCAAAGAUUUUUAACCACUUGAUGAAGGGGGCCUGGCACCAUCCAGUGCAAAGAACACUGGGCAAAAUUUUAUCCCCACUGCUGUCAGUGCCAAAAUUCUAGCUGGUGUUAGCAAAAAUGGAACCUCCGUUACCAAGAGGUUAAUAUGCUUAGUAACCAUGACAAGAGCUUAUGGGGGAGCACAAGAGUGAUUCUCUACUUCCAUAUCUUUGUUUCUGUUAAUUUAAAACUACUACUAUCCAAUCUUUAAAAUAAGUAAAAGAAACUUGAAGGGGGAUCAUAUACUACUAGUUUGUACUAGGUGUUUUUUCAGGAAAAGGAAACAAAUUUAUAUAUAUAUAUAUAUAUGCAAUAUAUUUUUACACUGUUUAUUAAUGCUAGAAAGUAUUAAAUGUAUCACUUUAUCAGUGUGAAUGUUAAAGUAAUUACAAUGUUGUGGAUGUUUUAAACCUUUUAAAGUUGUCUUGUUAAAUUCUAAACCCACAUUAACAAUGGAAAAGCUACUUUGUCUGCAACAUUGUUGUUGAUGUUUUAGGGAAAAAGUUCAAGUACAGCAGUUGUUUGAUUAGCGCUGUAAAAGCUUGGCUUGAAAAAUUGUAGUGAAAUCCAUAUUGUAAACACCAUUUUUUAAAGCAUAGCUUCUCAUAAAGUAUGUUACUGCUGUUGACUGACUGUAUAAAAUUGUAUCUUCAGUUGGUAAAGUGAUCAAUAAAUGUGCUAUUAUAUCAA